This is a messenger RNA of Panicum hallii, 1027 nucleotides long. RefSeq names its product ethylene-responsive transcription factor TINY-like. The transcript has a single exon. Gene Ontology annotation, molecular function: DNA binding; DNA-binding transcription factor activity. Gene Ontology annotation, biological process: regulation of DNA-templated transcription. The coding region runs from base 40 to 765 and encodes 241 amino acids. Lineage: Eukaryota; Viridiplantae; Streptophyta; Magnoliopsida; Poales; Poaceae. The record is from RefSeq and is a predicted model, not a curated record.
UCGUAAUUUAGCAGAGCUCGCAUUUGCCAUCGAUUUGCAAUGUCGGACGGGGAGGUGUCCAGCCCGGCGUCGUCCGGGGCCUCGUCCUCGCUGCCGCAGUCGCCAGCUGAGGCAGGGCCCCGGCGCAGCCGCCGGGGAGGCGAGAAGCGAGCGCGCGACGGCGGGAGCCACCCGUCGUUCCGCGGCGUGCGGAUGCGGGCGUGGGGGAAGUGGGUGUCGGAGAUCCGGGAGCCGCGCAAGAAGUCGCGCAUCUGGCUCGGCACGUUCCCGACGCCCGAGAUGGCGGCGCGCGCGCACGACGCCGCCGCGCUCGUCGUGAAAGGCCCCGCCGCCGUGCUCAACUUCCCGGAGAUGGCCGCCGCGCUCCCGCGCCCGGCCUCCGCCGCGCCGCGCGACGUCCAGGCGGCGGCGGCGCGCGCUGCCGCCAUGGAACCGCCUCCGAUCCCGGGCGCCUCUGCCGCGGCCGGUGCCGCAUUGCCCGCCUCCGCGCCGGCGCCCCCGGCGGCGGGGCAGCAGGAGGACGACGAGCUUGAGGCGAUCGUCGAGCUCCCGCCGCUCGACGAGGACGCCGCCGAGCUCGUGACGCUCGGCGCCACGUCGUUCUCGUUCCACGACGCUGCGCAGGCGUCUUGGUGCCUCCCGGAGUGGAUCGACGACGGCGCUGGCUACAUGGCGGCGGCGCACGACGAGCUGUUCGGACUCGGCGGGCCGGACGGCGACCACGGCUGGGGCCAAUCGGUUGGUGCCCUCCUGUGGAACUUGUAAUAAUUUCUGGUCGGUCUGCUAAUCAACUACUAGUGUGUAAUUAACUCCUGUCAAUCUCUUCUCCUUAUAAUUUCUUCUUCUCUUUCUUCUGAAUGAUCUGUAAAUAGGGAGUUGCAUGCAACAUCCAACAUGCUGCUGUAAUUUCAGAAAAAAAGUUGGAACUUGCUAUUACUUCAAAAAAUAAGUUGCAACUUGCUGCUGGGGUUGAAUAGCUGUGUGAUCUUUCGGCGUCUCUUUCAUUGCCUUUUUGGUCGGUUUGGAA